UCAAUAUCUACCUCACAUUUACAAUUAUCGUACAAAACAACCCUUAGGGGUCAAAUUAUUAGAUAGAUAACCAUUUGUCUGCUAACAUUUGAUAUUCUAAGUGCUGUAGGUAAUUAUUCCCUGAACAUUCGCGCCAAAAUGAAGCUUUCCGUGCGUGUUCGAGGUGACUGGUUUGCUGUCCCGUGUAAAGGGACUGAGAAAGUCACGUGGCUUGGAGAGGAGUCCUUAAGGAGAUACUAUAAAUCUAAGUCUGGGGUGGGGCAUGCUCUCAAGGAAAAGGUUUAUGAGGUUCGGAAAGCCAAGGGAGCCGCCAUCUUGGAUCCUGAUGACGCAAUUAGAGAUGUCCUGGACGAAAAUGAUUUCGUCACUGUCGUACUUGACAGCGAUAUAUCAAGUCCGGUAACGGGACCAGCCGAGCCGGUGUACGUGGAGGAGAAAAUGUAUCCUAGUCUGACAUUUGUUUUCUUUUAA
Messenger RNA from Saccostrea cuccullata (small rock oyster), 471 nucleotides. Its product is annotated as histidine ammonia-lyase-like. Bases 139 to 471 code for a protein of 110 amino acids. The transcript has 2 exons. Lineage: Eukaryota; Metazoa; Mollusca; Bivalvia; Ostreida; Ostreidae. The record is from RefSeq and is a predicted model, not a curated record.